UCUAGAGGGCUCUGCUAAAAUCUUUCUUUUACAGACAGGCAGGUGUGGGAGAUAAUGGCAGACAAAUUUGGGUUUUACCAAAAGAAAGAAUAUGAGAUACACUCAAAUUCUACACCUUCAUCACUUUCAUCGUCUUCUUCUUCUUAGUUUUAAAACCCUAUUCCCUAUAUAUCACUUGAUCAUCAAGAUUCAAGAAUCUCAUGCACUGAAUCGUCAUGGAUGGUUUCAGCUGCACCACCCCAUUUAUUCUAUACCCUUCUAUUUUUCUCGUUCUCUUUUUCUCUACAAUCAACCAUCAAUACCAUAUUCUCACUCACCUUUCUUUUUCUUCUUCUCUUUCUAAGCACUCUAAUACUUCUCAAGAAACGCCAGAACUCACCAUUUCUACAAUGCCAAGCGCAGCAGCUCCGAGCGAUAAUGCUGUUCAAUUGGAUAGUCGAUUAGAGGAAAUGGAAGCAGGUUUGGCAAGAGCAAGAGCAGCGAUUCGAGAGGCGAGUCGAACGCGUAAUUAUUCAUCUCACAGGAAGGAAAGCUUCAUCCCUAGAGGAUCCGUGUACUUAAACCCUUAUGCCUUUCAUCAGAGCCACAUUGAGAUGGAGAAACGAUUUAGAGUAUGGACAUACAGAGAAGGAGAGCCACCAUUGUUUCACGAUGGCCCAUUGAACAACAUUUACUCCACUGAAGGACAACUCAUAGAUGAAUUGGACAGUGGCAAGAGCCUGUUUUCAGCUCGCCAUCCUGAUGAGGCACUCGCAUUUUUCCUUCCUGUCAGCAUUGUUAGCAUCGUUCGAUACAUCUACAGACCUUACGUCAAUUAUUCGCGCCAUAGAAUGCAAAAUAUUGUCAAGGACUAUAUUGAAACUGUUUCCUCUAGAUACCCAUAUUGGAAUAGAACCAGUGGAGCUGAUCAUUUUCUGGUUUCUUGCCAUGAUUGGGCACCAGAUGUUUCAGCUGCCUAUCCUCAGCUUUACAAGCACUUCAUAAGGGUUCUUUGCAAUGCCAACACCUCUGAAGGAUUCAUACCUGCAAGGGAUGUCUCCUUGCCAGAAAUCUACCUCUCAUUUGGAAAGCUGAGCCCGGCACCCCUUUUCCUUCCUUCCAAGAAUCGAUCAAUUCUGGCUUUCUUCGCCGGAGGCGCUCAUGGAAUUGUAAGAGAUAUACUAUUCAAGCACUGGAGAGGCAAGGACAAAGAUAUUCAAGUUUAUGAGGGUCGUCUCCCUAAAACCCUAAAUUACAGUGAGUUAAUGAGCCAAAGCAAGUUUUGCUUAUGCCCUAGUGGAUGGGAAGUUGCAAGUCCAAGAGUGGCUGAAUCAAUAUAUGCAGGUUGUGUUCCAGUGAUAAUUUCAGAUUCAUAUGUUCUACCAUUUAGUGAUGUUCUUGAUUGGAGCAAAUUUUCAAUUCAUAUUCCAGUUGAAAAGAUACCAGAAAUUAAGAAGAUUCUGCAGAGUGUUCCAUUGGAUGAGUAUCUAACAAUGCAAAAAGGAGUCAUUCAAGUGCAAAGGCACUUCAUUCUCAAUCGGCCAUCAAAGCCCUAUGAUGUUUUCCAUAUGGUUUUGCAUUCUGUAUGGCUUAGGAGGCUUAAUAUUAAGUUUCCAUUAUAGUUCCUUUUGUAUACAAAUUUCUUUACUAUGAUGAUAUAUUUUGAUCAAUUAUCAUGUAAAACUAUUCCACAUAAUUGAAUAUAUGUGAAUUAAUUAACGCUUUA
Molecule: messenger RNA, 1705 nt
Organism: Hevea brasiliensis (rubber tree)
Lineage: Eukaryota; Viridiplantae; Streptophyta; Magnoliopsida; Malpighiales; Euphorbiaceae
Product: probable glycosyltransferase At5g11130
Exons: 4
Coding region: 216-1601 (461 amino acids)
Molecular function (GO): glycosyltransferase activity
Source: RefSeq, a predicted model, not a curated record